AUGAAGAUGGACCUUCGUUUGAUUGCCAUCGAUAAACAUCAGAUGGAAGAUCAUGGAUAUGGGGAAGUGGCAAAGCGUUGCUCCGUUUCAAAAUAUAUUUCAAAAGAUAAGCGAAAAGGGCCGUCGUUGCAUCGAAGGCAUUACUCAACUCCAUCAUGUCAUCCAAUCAAGCCUCCAGAGGAACAAAAACAAAAACGAAAAUCCAUGGACAGUUGUAUAGGUGGCACCAUAGUCGAACAAAAAUGUGGCACUAGUAAGACUGUUUGGGAUAACAUGGAUGAACUCGAGUUGGAAGACGAGGUCGAUGAUGAUGAUGUUGACGAUGAGGUGACUAUUGCUACUUUAGGUAUUCUAAUCCUUUAUAAGUUUACAGAUCCAAAGGGAGAGGUACCUCGUCAUCUUCUGCUUGGUUUUUGGUGUCUUCACAAUAGCGCGAGUACCCAAUUUAGAUCAAGAAAAGCAGCGCUUUAGAUAGUAGUCAAUAUACAAAUCUGGAUAUAAACUUACCUCUUUGUUUUGAUAGGAGACUACG
Messenger RNA from Mucor mucedo, 532 nucleotides. RefSeq lists its product as uncharacterized. The transcript has 3 exons. The record is from RefSeq and is a predicted model, not a curated record. Lineage: Eukaryota; Fungi; Mucoromycota; Mucoromycetes; Mucorales; Mucoraceae. The coding region runs from base 1 to 471 and encodes 156 amino acids.